This is a messenger RNA of Talpa occidentalis (Iberian mole), 929 nucleotides long. RefSeq names its product bestrophin-1-like. Bases 639 to 929 code for a protein of 96 amino acids. Gene Ontology annotation, molecular function: chloride channel activity. The record is from RefSeq and is a predicted model, not a curated record. The transcript is spliced from 5 exons. Lineage: Eukaryota; Metazoa; Chordata; Mammalia; Eulipotyphla; Talpidae.
GAAAGCGGGGCUGUGGCGUUCUGGCGCCGGCUGCGCAAAGUCAACGCCGCCCUCCUCAGAUAAGGGACGGGAAGCCCAGGAGGAGCGGAGCCGUCUCCCGGGACACUCAGGGCGCAGAGUCCUAGGAGCCAGGACCUGGGCUGUGGCCGCUGUUCUUUCCGCGGCCAAAGCCCCGCCCGGCCAGGCCCGAGACUCCAGGAGCAGUUCUUGCUCCAGGGUAGUUGAAGAAGCUCGGGAGCUUAUGAAUCAGAUGGGCUCAGCCCAGAAGACCAAGCACAGUGUCCUAAAAUUGGAGGGCAUAGCAGUCUGGACCUACCUUCAAAAACUAAAAAUGGAUAUACCACAUGAUCCAGCCAUCCCGCUGUUGGGCAUCUACCCAAUGAAUUUGAAGCCAUCAACUCAAAAAAGUACAUGUUCCACAGUGUUUAUUGGCUUUAUUUACAAUAGGCAGGAUUUGGAAACAACCUAAGAGCCCACCAACAGAGAUUUGGAUGGAGAAGAGGUGUCUGUCCACCAUGGAUGCUGUUCCACCAUAAGGAGCUGUUGCCACCUAAUGCAAAAUGGAAGGAGCUUGAGGGAAUGAUGAGCAGCAAAGCAAAUGACAAAGAUCAAGUCAAGUCGUGGGCAUUUUCUCAUGCAUGAGUAACGCCCCAAGCCCGCCUGCUGCAGCCCAGCGCCUGGCCGUGACCGUCACCUACUCCACCACAGUGGCUAAUGCCCGCUUGGGCUCCUCCUCCCGCCUGCUGCUGUGCUGGCGAGGCAGCAUCUACAAGCUGCUCUAUGGAGAGAUCCUCAUCUUCCUGACCGGUUACUACACCAGCCUUUUCAUUUACAGGUUUCUACGUGACCCGUUGGUGGAGCCAGUACAAGAACAUGCUGUGGCCCGAUCACCUCGUGAACCUGAUGUCGACCAUCGUGGAAGCCCAUAA